AUGGCUGCCUAUCUGAACUCAACUGCUGCGACUGAUGGAUCUGCCAAUGAUUUCCCUCGUCUUCCGUCUACCUUGACUUCUUCUCCUACUCCUACCACUGAGGCUAUCAAGUUUGCCUCCAUACUAGCUGCUAUCGAUGCAAAUUCCCCUAACCUUCAUGCUCAACCAUCAACCUCAUCCUCAUGUGCCACUCCAAACACUCUUGAACUUCCGCGCACCAUCUCAUGGCUCAACAACCCUGUCGAAGGUCAACCUCGUUACACAUAUACUUGUUAUGAAAGUGUGGAUGCUCAUAUUAAGGAUGUUGCCGAGUACUUGAAAUCUUUCGAUGAUAUUAUGGCGAAGAAGUAG
Molecule: messenger RNA, 351 nt
Organism: Mollisia scopiformis
Lineage: Eukaryota; Fungi; Ascomycota; Leotiomycetes; Helotiales; Mollisiaceae
Exons: 2
Coding region: 1-351 (116 amino acids)
Source: RefSeq, a predicted model, not a curated record